Molecule: messenger RNA, 1820 nt
Organism: Nicotiana tabacum (common tobacco)
Lineage: Eukaryota; Viridiplantae; Streptophyta; Magnoliopsida; Solanales; Solanaceae
Gene: SIPKK
Product: mitogen-activated protein kinase kinase 2-like
Biological process (GO): MAPK cascade; protein phosphorylation
Molecular function (GO): ATP binding; MAP kinase kinase activity
Source: RefSeq, a predicted model, not a curated record
AUAAUUUCAGCUACUAGUAUUAUUAUUAUUUGCAAGACUUCUAAAGAGUCUUUCAGUUGACUCACCUAGCUGAAAUGUCCCAAACCUCCCCAAAUUUCCAAAUAUUUUCAUAAAAUCACUAAACUUUAACUACAAUACAAAAAACCCCAGUUGCCUGAAACCAAUUUCCACUGUGAUCCUUCAAGAUUUUGAUAAAAAAGUGAACUUUAUGCAGAAUACCAAAACCCCAGUUGCCUAUCAGCAAUUUCAGUUGUGAUCUUUCAUGAUUUCCAUAAAAGAGUGAGCUUUAGCAAGAAUACAGAAACCCCCAGUUGCCAAGAAGCAAUUUUUACUGUGGUUUUUCAAGAUUUAGCUAUGAAGAAAGGAUCUUUAGCUCCUAAUCUUAAACUUUCUCUCCCUCCUCCUGAUGAAGUUAAUCUCUCCAAAUUCCUGACUGAAUCAGGGACGUUUAAGGAUGGAGAUCUUCUGGUGAAUAGAGAUGGAGUUCGAAUUGUCUCUCAAAGUGAAGUUGAAGCUCCAUCAGUUAUACAGCCAUCAGACAACCAGUUAUGCUUAGCAGAUUUUGAAGCAGUUAAAGUUAUUGGGAAGGGAAAUGGUGGUAUUGUGCGGCUGGUUCAACAUAAAUGGACAGGGCAAUUUUUCGCUCUCAAGGUUAUUCAGAUGAAUAUUGAAGAGUCCAUGCGCAAGCAUAUUGCUCAAGAACUGAGAAUUAAUCAGUCAUCUCAGUGUCCAUAUGUUGUCAUAAGCUAUCAGUCAUUCUUUGACAAUGGUGCUAUCUCCAUAAUUUUGGAGUACAUGGAUGGUGGCUCCUUAGCAGAUUUUCUGAAAAAAGUCAAGACAAUACCUGAACGAUAUCUUGCUGCCAUCUGCAAACAGGUUCUCAAAGGCUUGUGGUAUCUUCAUCAUGAGAAACAUAUUAUUCACAGGGAUUUGAAACCUUCGAAUUUGCUAAUCAAUCACAUAGGUGAUGUCAAAAUCACUGACUUUGGUGUGAGUGCAGUGCUGGCAAGCACAUCUGGACUUGCUAAUACCUUUGUCGGCACUUACAACUAUAUGUCUCCGGAGAGAAUUUUAGGAGGCGCCUAUGGUUACAGAAGCGACAUUUGGAGCUUGGGUUUAGUUUUACUAGAGUGUGCAACAGGUGUUUUCCCAUAUUCACCGCCCCAAGCAGAUGAAGGAUGGGUUAAUGUCUAUGAACUUAUGGAAACUAUAGUUGACCAACCAGCACCAAGUGCACCUCCCGACCAAUUUUCUCCACAAUUCUGCUCAUUCAUAUCUGCGUGCGUGCAGAAGGACCAGAAGGACAGAUUGUCAGCAAAUGAACUCAUGAGGCACCCUUUCAUCACCAUGUACGAUGACCUGGAUAUUGACCUUGGAUCUUACUUCACAUCGGCAGGACCUCCAUUGGCAACACUCACUGAGUUAUAAUUGGUUUUCUACAAUGACUUGCAAGUUAUGUUCUGCAACCAGAAUUUCGGCCAAGUAGCUUUUCCAGUUGUGACGUUCCAAAAAUUAAAAGCCUUUUAAGAAGGCAUUGAGAAUCAAAGGAGAUGCAGACAUCAUUGUACUUUUCAAGUCUUCUGUAGGUAGAAUUUGGAGUGUAACUGUGACAUUUUCUAUUAUAUUUGUGUUUCCUCAGGAACAACCCUAGAUAUCCUUUUGAUAGGAGUCCAUUUUUUAGAAUAAUCAUUGGUGCAAUUACAAUUUGAUCUCAACCUUUUGGCACAUAAAGUAGUUUAUCGUCAGUUUUGAAUUGGAUGUAAAAUGAUUGAGCUCCCAUUUCUCCUUGGAAUCAACUGAGAGACUUUUCAGUGGAUGAA